AUGACGGGCUUGACAGACGCGGCGGCGCAGCUCGACGCCGUUGUGGACGCUAUGCGGGCAGCCGUGUCGGUGCUGGAGACGCAGGGGGACGACCACACGGGAGACGUCUUGAAGAGCGCGGCGACGUUCCAGUGCGCGCUGCACACGCUUGCCCGCACGGCAGCAGCAAGCAGCGUCGAGGAGGAGCAGGAGCUGCGGAGGGGCGCGUGA
Messenger RNA from Trypanosoma grayi, 210 nucleotides. RefSeq lists its product as hypothetical. Lineage: Eukaryota; Euglenozoa; Kinetoplastea; Trypanosomatida; Trypanosomatidae. The record is from RefSeq and is a predicted model, not a curated record. The transcript has a single exon. Bases 1 to 210 code for a protein of 69 amino acids.